This is a messenger RNA of Penicillium cataractarum, 858 nucleotides long. RefSeq names its product class II fructose-bisphosphate aldolase. NCBI's taxonomy places the organism in Eukaryota, Fungi, Ascomycota, Eurotiomycetes, Eurotiales, Aspergillaceae. The transcript has 2 exons. Gene Ontology annotation, molecular function: aldehyde-lyase activity; zinc ion binding. Bases 1 to 858 code for a protein of 285 amino acids. The record is from RefSeq and is a predicted model, not a curated record. Gene Ontology annotation, biological process: carbohydrate metabolic process.
AUGUCUUGGAAAGAGUCCAACUGCCAUAAGCGUAUUCUGCGCGAUGCAGAAGCCGGUGGCUACGGAGUCAUCGCUGCGAUCGCAUACAAUAUCGAACAAGUGCUUGGCCUUGUAAAGGCUGCAGAAACAGCACAUUCACCUCUAAUCAUCCAAUUCUUCCCCUGGGCUAUCGAAGCUACCAAUGGCUUGUUGAUCCGCACCGCUGCGGACGCCGCGAAACGUGCAAGCGUACCCAUCAGUAUUCAUCUCGAUCAUGCGCAGUCAGAAGACAUCAUCAAGCGCGCAGCAGAGCUACCAUUCGACAGUAUCAUGGUCGAUAUGUCGCACUAUGAUAAGGAGGUCAACCUAUCGAAGACGCGCGAGCUGGUACAAUAUUGCAACGAGCGACAGAAAGUUACCGAAGCGGAGCCCGGUCGCAUCGAAGGAGGGGAAGAUGGAGUCAUGGAUACCGCAGGACUGGAAGCUUGUAUGACUACGGCUGAGGAGGUUGACGAGUUUGUUGCUACCGGCGUGGAUGUUCUUGCACCUGCGUUUGGUAAUGUCCAUGGUGAAUAUGGGUCACGCGGGCCCCAGUUGGACUUUGAAAGAUUUGAGAAAAUUCGCCAACAGGCAAAGGGGCGUGUCAACCUUGCUCUUCACGGCACUAAUGGGUUUGAGCCAGAACUGAUGAAGCGCUGCGUGGCUGCUGGUGUCACAAAGAUCAAUGUGAACCGACUGGUACUGGAUGAUUAUUACGAGCACCUUCGAGCAAAUGUAGACAAGAUGCCACAUACUCAGCUGAUUGAGGAAGGUAUUCAAAAGGUGGCAGACCUAACCAUCAAGUGGAUUGAGAUUAGUGGAUCUGCUGGAAAGGCAUAG